Messenger RNA from Psylliodes chrysocephalus, 2751 nucleotides. The record is from the annotation of a GenBank genome assembly. NCBI's taxonomy places the organism in Eukaryota, Metazoa, Arthropoda, Insecta, Coleoptera, Chrysomelidae.
GCUGUGUCUGCCGGUGCAGGCAUCCACGCACCACACACGAUUUUAGUUAACAUGAUCAGCGAGCAAAGUAAAAGCUUGUCUCUUUUAAGCAUGUAACUUGUAACUGGCUACGCUGCGGCUGCCAGUCUACUUAGCUAACUAUGUCUGUAACCACGUGUAUCAUAACACUCCUCUUUCUAAAUGUAUAUACACUUGCACAUGUUCAAACAAACGAAGCAAAUGUUACCGAAACUAGUGUUCAAUUGUACGAAAAAGGUGUUGAAGCUUAUUUAGAAAAUAGGUGGGCAGAUUGUGUGGUUUAUUUUGAAAAAGCGCUCGGCAAAUAUCGCAAAUAUAGGAAAAAAGUUCAAAGUUGCAGAUUAAAGUGUAAAAAUGAAGCGGAAUUUUCUGAGCCCCUAUACCCCGUAGAUAAUGAUAAUUUGUUAUUUUUUGAAAGAGCCAUAAGACAAACUUUAUGUAUAAUGGAAUGCGAGAAUGAUGAUCCAGAAAUUUUGGAGAACUACAUUGUUAAUAUGGAAACCGGUAAUUUAUUUGAAGAACAGAGACCCUACGAAUAUUUACACAUCUGUUAUUUUCAGACUAAUGAUAUAAUCAAGGCUGCAUCAUCAGCGUUUACAUAUCUGGUUGCACAUCCUGAUAACAAAGUCAUGGCCAGUAAUCUGAAACACUACUUCGACCACAACAUAGAUAAGAAAGACAUUGUAAAUUACGAAGCCAAAGAUUAUGUAUACUUAUAUGUUCAUGGAGCUGAAUCAUAUGAGCACAAAGAUUGGCAAUCUGUCAUAUUUAAUAUGGAAGAAAGUUUGACGGAAUAUAUACAAGCAGAAGAAGAGUGCAGAGCGCAAUGCGAAGGUCCUUUUGACCAUGGAUGGUAUCCGGAUUUCAUACCAUCAAUUUCAAAUCACUUUACAGUGUGUUUGAAGUGCAAACAGAAAUGUAGGAAAACCUUAGGCUCACUAAAUGGAGAAAUCCACGAUGAUCUUCUUCCUAGUCAUUAUCAUUAUUUACAAUAUGCUUAUUAUAAAACUGGAAAUUUAAAGGCCGCUUGUCAGGCAGUUGCUAGUUAUCUUAGGUUCUACCCUGAUGAUGAAACUAUGUUGGAUAAUUUGAGAUAUUAUUCGAAACAACCCAAAGUUCAAGAAGAUUACUUCCAUCCAAGAGAGGAAGCUGUGCGAUAUAUGCAGAGACAAAUUUACGAAAAUAAAAUCCUUAAAUUUGUAAAUAAAGAAUUUAACACAACUUUGAAGAGCAAAUUGAAAUCUGAGGAACUAGAGAAGAAGCUUUACGUAACUAUGAACGAAAAGGAGCUAAAAGGUUCAAAAAGAAUAGUAAUGGAUGGAUUAGCAACAACCAAAGAAUGUCAAACUCUUACGGAAAUAGCCAAAUAUUUUGCUAUAAUAGGAGAUGGGUAUGACGGACGAAGAUCACCACAUACUAAAAUGGAGAAAUUUGAGGGCAUUACUUUAAGCAGGACGUUGUUCUUAACAUAUUUUAAACUGCUACGUCCCAAAUACUUGGACAUGUUUUUAAGGGUAACUGAAAACACCAGAAAAUAUAUUAAGAAGUAUUUUAAAAUAAAGAAAAAAUUAUACUUUUCCUUUACACACCUCGUGUGUAGAACAGCUUUACCAGAUUCUCCAAAAAUUCGAACGGACUUAAGUCAUAAAAUUCACGCUGAUAACUGCAACAUUUUGAAAAAUCAAACAUGCGUAAAGGCCUUUCCAGCAUUUACUUGGAGAGACUAUAGCGCUAUAUUGUACUUGAACGAUGAUUUUGAGGGCGGAGAAUUUAUAUUUUCAUCCGAUCUUAAUGGAUUAAAUAUACAGAGUAGUGUAAAGCCAAGAUGUGGAAGACUUGUAGCUUUUUCAUCCGGACCUGAAAACCUGCAUGGUGUAAAGGCUGUCAAAACAGGUUCCAGGUGUGCCAUAGGGAUUUGGUUUUCGCACGAUCCAAAGUACGCGGAUAAAGAUAGAAAUGUAGCACUACGCGUUUUGGAAAAUAAUUUGGAUUUCCAUUUGGAUCCUUCUAUUGAUAUAACUGGAUUCAAUUUUGACGUUAAAAAUGACAAGAAACUGAAGACUUAGAUUAUUUUAUACGGUCUAUAAAUUUGAUAAUGAAAUAGGUAAUAUAAUGAUUGAUAAAAGGUUUAGGACAUUAUUUGAACAAUCUUUAUAAAACAAUUUAACUGCUAAACUAUGUACGUAUUUCAUUAUCGAAUAGCAUUUGCGUAUUGUACACCUAUGGUUUCGCAUAAGUAUUAUCAAAAAAAGAAAGCUUUUUUAAAACUAAUCUUUUACUAAGAUUUGAAUUAACAUUCCAUGUUGUGUUGAAUUUCCUGCAAAUCUAACUUUUUAUCAAAUUUAGAACUAAAUGUAUUAUACCUAAGGAUAGGAUAUAAGUACCUGCUUAAAAGUCUGAUUUUUUAUUAUUUAUCCAUAUAAAAAUUUCUUGGUACUUAAUAUUAUUAAUAGGUAUGAAUUAUUUAUUUUGAUUGUAAGAAUUUAUUUCUAAAUGUAUUUGUUUCGUUUGUUUUAUCUAACACUAGUGAUUUUAAUGCUUAGAAUUAUUAAUAAACAGAUUAAUAAUUAUUAACGGGUAAACUUUCCUUGGAGGUUAAGUAUUGUACAAGAACUAAAUGUUCUAGUCACUUUAAUGUUAUCGUUUUGAGGUUGAUUUUUUACUUUGUAGUUAACACUGUUUGACUAAUUAUAUUGUUCCUUUUUUUAUAUUUUUAUAAAAUAUUUUACGUUU